This is a messenger RNA of Aegilops tauschii subsp. strangulata, 1083 nucleotides long. The record is from RefSeq and is a predicted model, not a curated record. Lineage: Eukaryota; Viridiplantae; Streptophyta; Magnoliopsida; Poales; Poaceae.
AUGGAGCCAUCAGCGGGGCGGUGGUCCGACCUGCCCGACGAACUCGUCGGCAUGGUCCGCUCCAGGAUCGCCUCCCUAGGCGACCGCGUGCGCUUCCUCGCCGUAUGCAAGUCAUGGCGGGCCGUCGCGCCGUGGCAACCGACGCCUCCCGCCGCGCCGCUGCUGCUCCUCUCGCUGUGGGCAGGCUGGGGGGAGAAGCACAUGUGCGGCCCUGACGGCAGUUGGGUCUUCCGCGUCCCAAGCAAGGCAGACGUCGAGGUGGCGCUCUCCCCCAAACAAUCCCGGCCGGCCUUCUUCAUGAAGAACAUGCAGAAGAUCAUCUUCUCUCAACACCCGACCUCCUCCAACGGUUGCAUCCUCGCCGCCAUAGUGGAAAAUUGGUCCCAAAUUGCGUUGUGCAGACUUGGCUGCUCGGAAGGCGAGUGGACCACGUAUGGCCGGCAUGAGUGGACUGCUGGCUGGCGCAGGAAGGUGAUCUUCGACAUUGCUUUCUGCAAUGGCGAGCUCUAUGGCCUCAUGGGCAACGAGGGCGAGGGCGAGAGCGAGUUAUUAGUUAGAUUUGAAAUCGGAGCAAAAAAAGACGGCACACCUGUGAUCAUAACAAACCACGAGCUCCCUAUCCAAAGGCCCUCUGGCACCAACGACUGUUUACCCUACGCCAGGUACAUCUUUGAGCUGCAUGGCAAGCCUUCGAUGGCGGUAAUGACUCGAUGGUUGCCCAACCGUGAGCCUUUCUUCAGGGUCUUCAAGCUUGUUGAUGCCGGCAUUGAUGAGGUUUGCGAGGCAGAGGUGACGAGCUUCGACGACUACGCCUUGUUCUUGGGGACACGGUGGUCUAAGGCAGUGCACGUGCCAGUGGGUGUCGGGCACCACAGUCCGGAGAGAAACCACAUCUAUUACUCUACCUACUCACCAGAAAACAAGUCAUCGGGAGAUGAGGUGUACUCGGUAAUAUCAAACCAUGGCACGUAUAUUGAGAUGUGUUGCAAGAAAGAUCAAACUAUCGAAGACGGUGUCGACAAAAUAGGAUACUAUGUGAGUGCUCGAAAUGAUGCAGUGUGGCUUCUUCCUCCAGACUUGUAG